Molecule: messenger RNA, 825 nt
Organism: Daldinia caldariorum
Lineage: Eukaryota; Fungi; Ascomycota; Sordariomycetes; Xylariales; Hypoxylaceae
Exons: 2
Coding region: 1-825 (274 amino acids)
Source: RefSeq, a predicted model, not a curated record
AUGCCGAAGGAAAGAUCGAAAUGCUGGUGGUGUUUGCCUUCUCAGGACUUGCAGGGAAGGGAUGGCUGGUUUAAAAGCCCCCGAGACACGAGCGUCACCAUCGACUCAACCAUCAACGGCAAAAGCAAACCAUCCGGCUACGACAGCAACUCGCUCAUAACGAUUCUACGAUCGUCGCAGUGUUUCACCGCUCUCAUGGUACUGGUCCUCUACGUGUUCACGUCUUCGGUCCCUAUUUUCUGGCUCAUCUUCUACACGGUUGCCGAGGUCGUUCUCGCCAGCGCUUGGAGCAUCUUCGUGCUCUUCCUUAGGCACCGCUGGUCGGUCUGGUUGGUCAUACCGGAGUUCGUGAUCACGGUUGCCUGGGUCGUAUUGUUCGCCAUGAGCUCGCUCCUAACACCGGACGAAUCGAAGGAAUCGACGUUCCGCUUAUCGCUCAUAGCCAUAGAAGCCUCCAUGGUACUGUGGCUUCAGACUUGCUUUCUGGUGCUUACACCCUUCUUCCACAAGCUCAUGCCUUGUUUGUUUCAAGUGCGAAAUCGUGGAGGGGAUAAUUUUGAUGAGGGCGGUGCCCGAGAGAUGCAAAUGUUUCCUCCAGGGGGACCACCACCAGGCCCGCCACCUGGGUGGCCAUUGCCCCCUCAGGGUCUAGUCCCUCCUCCUAUGGACGGACCGGGAGGUCCCGGCCGUGCGCUCGGGAUGCCGCACAAGGCAGCUCCAGGAAUGAUGAUGCCGCCGCGCCGCGAAACAGCCGGGCCCCGAAGAAGCAGUUCCCCAGCAAAACGACCUAUAAGUCCCUUGUCGUACUACAGACCCGAUGACUAG